Molecule: messenger RNA, 813 nt
Organism: Sporothrix brasiliensis 5110
Lineage: Eukaryota; Fungi; Ascomycota; Sordariomycetes; Ophiostomatales; Ophiostomataceae
Exons: 2
Coding region: 1-813 (270 amino acids)
Source: RefSeq, a predicted model, not a curated record
AUGACCGAGGCAGCGUCGGCAGACGCGGCCAAUGUAGCAGAACGGCCAGAACAAAAGCCGGCAGAGACUGCAGUGGGAGCGACGUCUUCGUCAACCAAGAUCUCCUACUACGCGCAGUAUUGCUUCCACCUCUCGCCCACACUCAAUCAGUGGUGUCCCAUGCGCGUGGCCGAUGUUGCGAGCCUCGACGAAUAUGCCGAAUUCCACGGCAAGUCAGAAUACCUGUCCAGCCAAGAUGUCUACUUCCACAUGAACCACCCCAUCAAGUGGGUGCGCGUCGCUGGCGUUGUCGUCGCCAUGAGCAACAACGACUACCUGACGAUCUACACCAUUGACGACGGCAGCGGGGCCACCAUUGAGUGCGUGUACAAAAAGCAAAGGUGGCCCCCUUCUGCUGCCACGCCUCCUCCCCUGCCCUCUACCAUUACCCCCGGCACUGUCGUCAGUAUCAAGGGCGCGCUCCAAAUGUACCGCGGUGUCCUGCAGGCCCUUAUUGUCAAGCUGGCUGUCCUGCGCUCCACCGAGCAGGAGAUGCAGUUCUGGGCCAAGGUCCACAGCUUCGCGCAGACAACGCUCUACCGGCCGUGGGUGCUGGAUCGGGAGACGGUGCGGGCGUGCCGGAAGGCGGCCAAGGCGGCGCAGCGGGCCAGGGACGAAGAAGAGGUGCGCAAAGAGAUGGAGCAGGAGAAGAAGGCGCGCGCAAAGGAGCAGAAGCGGAGGGGUGACGACAUGGAUGGGGAGACGGAGGACGCGGCCGACAGGGACAUGCCGGACAAUGAAGGCUCGGACGGUAUCCAUGCGGGCUCGACGUAG